Molecule: messenger RNA, 384 nt
Organism: Saccoglossus kowalevskii
Lineage: Eukaryota; Metazoa; Hemichordata; Enteropneusta; Harrimaniidae
Product: beta-galactoside alpha-2,6-sialyltransferase 2-like
Biological process (GO): sialylation
Cellular component (GO): Golgi apparatus
Molecular function (GO): beta-galactoside alpha-2,6-sialyltransferase activity
Source: RefSeq, a predicted model, not a curated record
UGGUACACCAACUAUAAUACACAACGACCUGGAAAACAAAUAUUUGCCAAGUACAUAGCAUGGAGGACACGUUUUCCAAAUCAGGAUUUCUACCUUAUCCAUCCCAAGUCAUUAUGGAAUGCUUGGGAUGUUGUGGAAUAUUUCAACACAGGAAAACCAAUCAGGAAAAUAGUUCCAUCUUCAGGAUUUACAGGUAUUACAAUGAUGCUUGGUAUGUGUGACACAGUCAGUAUAUAUGGAUUUGCAAACAAAUUGAAUAAUCAAUGUCAUUACCAUUAUGAAAAGAACUGUCCCACUUUCCGAUGGCAUCCAAUCUCAGAAAAACAACUCAUAAGAUCAUUGCAUGAAGGAUCAGAAGAUGAUCUGCAACGAGACGUAUUGACU